This is a messenger RNA of Cladophialophora yegresii CBS 114405, 1584 nucleotides long. RefSeq lists its product as uncharacterized. Gene Ontology annotation, cellular component: nucleolus. The record is from RefSeq and is a predicted model, not a curated record. Gene Ontology annotation, molecular function: protein binding. The coding region runs from base 1 to 1584 and encodes 527 amino acids. The transcript has a single exon. NCBI's taxonomy places the organism in Eukaryota, Fungi, Ascomycota, Eurotiomycetes, Chaetothyriales, Herpotrichiellaceae. Gene Ontology annotation, biological process: ribosomal large subunit assembly.
AUGGCGACCAUAGUACCGCCGCCGAGUAAACGGCAGAAGACUGCUGCGGCGGAAAAGGCGGAAAGGGCAGCAGAAGAGCUGCGAAUACCAGACGACCUAGGCAGUGUGCGGCUACAAUUCGUCGACCAGAGCACUGGAAAGAUAACUGGGCCUGCCAUCGCGGUUCCUGUCAAAGAUGCGACGGUCAAGAACCUCGAAACACUGCUGAACACAAUCCAAGGCAAUGAACCGGGCGAGCGCCUCCCCUAUCGAUUCUUCUUCCGCAACGACCGACCUUCAACAAAGGAGGAAGACUCCAACAUCCUCGACGUACCAAAUGACAUAUACAACUCCAUCCUCAAACCUGGUCUCAAGACCACAGAAGACAACAUCAUCCUUCAAUUCACACCCCAAGCGGUCUUCCGUGUGCGCGCAGUCUCAAGAUGUUCAGCCUCGAUAGCGGGCCAUGGGGAGGCCAUUCUAGCAACAGCUUUCUCACCGGAGACAUCCUCAAGAAUGGCGACAGGAAGUGGAGAUAACACCGCAAGAAUAUGGGACUGCGAUACAGGCACGCCAUUGCACACAUUGAAGGGCCAUACGAGCUGGGUCCUGGCGGUCUCCUGGUCACCUGACGGCAAACUACUCGCAACAGGAAGCAUGGACAACACAGUCCGCCUGUGGGAUCCCAAAACCGGCGAACCUCUCGGCAGUCCACUAAAGGGUCACACAAAAUGGAUAACGUCCCUCACCUGGGAACCGUACCACACUCAAACCCCGGGGAAGCCGCGCCUCGCGUCCGCCUCAAAGGACGGUACCGUCCGAAUCUGGGACGUUCCCCUCCGCCGCAUAGAGCAGACCCUCUCCGGGCAUAAAGGGUCAGUAACCUGCGUGCGCUGGGGUGGCCUUCACCGACUGUUCACCUCGUCGCAAGACAAAACCAUCAAAGUCUGGAAUGACAGGACUUGGAUUUGCCUACACACGCUAUCCGCGCAUACCCACUGGGUGAAUCAUCUCGCUUUAUCGACCGACUUCGCGCUGAGAACCGCGUAUCACGACCACACGGGAAAACCGCCCUUAGCCACGGACGCGAAAACCAUAAAGGCCAAAGAGCGUUUCGAAACGGCGGCGCGUCACGAAGGAAAAUUGGUUGAACGGCUCAUCUCCGCGAGCGACGACAACACGAUCUUCCUCUGGGAUCCGUCUUCAUUUGACGACAACUCCAGCGCCACUCCAAAGCCGGUGGCGCGAUUACUGGGCCACCAAAAGCAAGUCCUGCACGUGUCGUUCUCCCCGGAUGGCCUGUACAUCGCGAGCACCAGUUUCGACAAUAGCGUCAAACUCUGGAGUGCGCGGGAUGGAAAGUUCAUCGCCACGUUGCGGGGGCACGUUGGCGCCGUGUAUAUGGCUUCGUGGUCUGCGGACAGUAGACUCCUCGCGAGUUGCAGUAAAGAUACGACGGUGAAGGUGUGGGAUGUGCGGACGGGGAAAUUAAAGAUGGAUCUGCCGGGGCAUAAGGAUGAGGUAUUUGCAUUGGAUUGGAGUGGUGAUGGGACCGGGGUAGCAAGUGGUGGGAAGGAUAAGGUCGUGAAGGUUUGGAGGCAUUAA